Messenger RNA from Alternaria novae-zelandiae, 942 nucleotides. RefSeq lists its product as uncharacterized. The record is from RefSeq and is a predicted model, not a curated record. Bases 1 to 942 code for a protein of 313 amino acids. Lineage: Eukaryota; Fungi; Ascomycota; Dothideomycetes; Pleosporales; Pleosporaceae. The transcript has 2 exons.
AUGUCCAGCAAUGUGACCGAGAAAGGAGAGACACCGUCAGUGGUCACCGUUAUCCGCACUUUUACUCCAGAUUCUCCCACUGCAGCACCAACCAACAGCGCGUCCCCCUCUGGAACAGGUGCCGCUGACCCUGCCAACACCGACUCUACCCAAUUGCAGAAUGCACAGAAGGAGAACGAUGGCGGUCUCAGCACUGGUGGUAAGACUGCCAUUGCUGUCGUCAUUCCCGUUGUUGUCGUCGCUUUGCUAGUCCUAGCCGGCAUCUUCUUCUGGCGCAAACGCAAGCAGCGCCAGAGUGCCGAGGACGAACGCAGGAAGGAAGUCGAGGAGUAUGGCUUCAACCCUAACCACGACCCUACCCUUCCUGCGGUUGGUGGGUUGGCCAUGGCUGAAGACGACAGCGGUUACCGAGGCUGGGGCAACACCACCACCAGCUCCAACCGCAAGAUGUCCACCACUCUCACCUCUGGUAUGACCUACUCCGAUAGCAACAGCAACCCCGGCGGAUACACCAGCCCACACUCUCCCACACACGGUGCCUACUCUGACGCUCACUCCAACGACCCGCUUGUAGACGGCCGUCGCCAGACCAUGGACUCGGACGGUAUCGGCGCCCUCGGCGUCGUCAACGGUGCUGCCGCUGCCAACUCUGCCAACAACCAGGCCGGUGUGCACCGCGGGCCUUCCAACGCUUCGUCGUCAUACUCAGCAGCCAACCACUCUGACAACUCUGGCGACUACCCUGGUAUGGCCAAUGGUCACCCACAGGAGUACUACAACAACCAAGACUACUACCAGAACGGGCCAUAUGCCGCCAACGAUCCAUACGCUGCCCAACAACAGCCCAUCAUAAGAGACGUAUCAGCACGACGGAACACGAGGAUCGAGAACCCCAGUGUCUUCCCCCAACAAGGCAACUCUGGAAUCGCGCAAAACUUCUAG